UAAAGAUAAAUGAUUUAAUUCACGAAGAAAUAAGGUCUUCUAAUAUUAGCAGAUCAGCAACGACUCACAACUCCGGCGUCUCCGGCGCCCACUACCGCCUCUUCCGUCGCCUUUUCUCAUCUACGACUGAUGCUUCCAAGGCUCUGGAGCAGACGGGAAUUUGAGCUCUAUGGUAAUCGGGUAUUCUCGACUCUGAGAACUAGCUUGUCCCAAGUCCCUCCCGAAGUCCUCUCUGCUAAUAAAAAGAUCACAGCGUUGAUCCGAAGCGGCCGCCUCGAUGACGCAAGGGAAUUUUUCGAUGGCUUGCGGCAGCGGAACACCGUCACUUGGAAUUCAAUGCUCAGCGGCUACGUCAAACGCCGUGAGAUUGCGAAAGCGCGGCUGCUGUUCGACGAAAUGCCUAAGAGGGACUUGGUGUCGUGGAAUUUGAUUAUUUCGGGUUAUAUGUCGUGUCGGGGAAGGAGGUAUGUGGAGGAAGGUAGGUACCUGUUUGAUAAAAUGCCUGAGAGGGGAGUUGUUUCCUGGAACACUAUGAUCAGUGGGUAUGCGAAGAAUGGAAGGGUGGAUGAUGCAUUCAGGCUGUUCGACACUAUGCCUGAGAAGAAUGUGGUUACUUGGAAUGCAAUGAUCACGGGGUUCUUGGAUGAUGGUCGCGUGAAGAGAGCUUGUGAUCUUUUUAGAGCAAUGCCGGAGAGAGAUGCUGCUUCGCUUAGUGUAAUGGUGUCUGGACUGAUUGAGAAUGAUUAUCUUGAUGAGGCUGGAAAGCUUUUGCUGGAAUACGGGGAAGUGGGAGAGGGGAGAGAUGACUUAAUCCGUGCUUAUAAUACUUUGAUUGCUGGAUAUGGUCGGAAGGGAAGGGUUUGGGAUGCUCGGCGCCUUUUUGAUAAGAUACCCCUGUCCAGUGAUGGCCGAAAAUCAAAGUUUGAGAGGAAUGUGGUUUCUUGGAAUUCAAUGAUCAUGGCCUAUGUUAAAGUUAGGGAUAUGGCUUCUGCAAGUGAGUUGUUUAAUGCGAUGGAGAGCCGGGAUAUUUUUACGUGGAACACAAUGAUUAGCGGUUAUGUUAAUGCAUCUGAUAUGGAAGCUGCUGUGAAACUUUUCUUUGAUAUGAAAACACCGGAUGUUUUUUCAUGGAACUCGAUCAUCUCAGGGUAUGCACGGGCAGGGAAGAUGAAACUUGCUCUUGAUUUUUUCCAGAGAAUGCCUCAGAAGAAUCGGAUUUCUUGGAAUACUAUGAUAGCUGGAUAUGAAAAGAAUGGAGGCUUCAAAGAAGCAGUGGAACUAUUUGUUUGUAUGCAGGCGGAAGGAGAGAAACCGGAUAGACAUACUCUGUCUUCCCUUCUUAGCAUUUGUGCUGAAUGUGCAGCCCAUCAUACGGGCAUGCAAAUUCAUCAGUUGGUAUCAAAGAUAGUUAUACCGGAUAACCCUGUAUAUAACUCUCUCAUUACCAUGUAUGCGAAAUGUGGGGCUAUAUCCGAAGCCAGGACAGUUUUCGAUGAGAUGGAAUCUCAAAAGAAUGUAAUCUCUUGGAAUGCUAUGAUUGGAGGGUAUGCCUCACAUGGGUUUGCAAGAGAGGCCUUGGAACUUUUUGAAUCAAUGAAGUGCUUUAAAGUGAAGCCAACAUAUAUUACAUUCAUAUCAGUUCUGAGCGCGUGUGCUCACGGUGGUCUAGUGGGUGAAGGCAGGUCAUAUUUCAAAUCAAUGGUUGAAGAUUUUGGAAUUAAACCAAGAGUGGAACACUUUUCGUCCCUUGUGGAUGUAGUUGGUAGGCAUGGGAAGCUUGAGGAGGCGAUGGAUAUCGUUAAUAGCUUGCCAGUUGAGCCGGACAAAGCUGUCUGGGGGGCACUUAUGGGUGCUUGUAGAGUGCACAACAAUGUGGAGCUGGCCAGAAUUGCAGCUCAAGCAUUGAUGAAGCUGGAACCGGAGAGCUCUGGCCCUUACGUCUUGCUGUAUAAUAUGUAUGCUGAUGCUGAAAGAUGGAAUGAUGCGGAUGAAAUCAGGAUAAUUAUGGAGAAGAACAAAAUUAAAAAGGAACGUGGUUAUAGCAGGGUAGAUUCUAGUUACUCAUAAUGUUUGUGCUCCUUCUGGAAACUAUAGUAGAAGCAGAGGGAUUAACUCACAGGGUGCACAUUUUAAAUGGAGGAGCAAAUAAGAUUCAAACUUUAUAGGGUAUGGCAAACUCCAACUUUACUCUACUAGAUGUGAGAAAUGGUACGGUUCUUUAAGUCAUAAUUAAAUCUGUACGCAACCAUCUGCUCAAGUUAUCUCAUGUGUACCUUAAGUUUCGUGGAUUGCACGGCCUGAGGUCUAAUUCUAACAUGUGCUUUAGUUAUUCUGUAAUCCUGAGGUUUCACUUAUUUGUGGAUGUAAAUCAUUUUAUAAGCCUGUAGUUACUUGGGAAUAUACCAGUAACAUAUGUUCUCAUCGUAUGUCAUUUGUCUUUUGCCAGUUUGAUAAAUUUAUGUGAUUCCACAAAUUCAGUUUCCUUGAAAUAUUUUACUGUUUUAUGUAUUAUCUAGGUAUUAUGAAGUAAAUCACGUACAAAAGUUAUUGUUUCACUUCAAAUUUUUUUUUUUCAGCAAUUAGUUAAGCCUUUUGUGUAAUUAGGUUAUCGGAUGCCAGUCACUUCUUAUCGUUUGGCUUAUCUGAGACAGAUGCAAGGCCAUUUGGAACUUGCUAUUAAAUCACAUCCUGUGAAUAUCAUGUACUAUGGCUUUGACAUUCAUGAAGACAAUAUCUCAUUUUCUUGCCUUUGGUUGUUAGAAAUGCAUUAGGUUACUGUGUCAACAUGGUUUUCCUAUCAUAGAUGUGAUACAUGGUGAAUUUUUUCCUGUUCGAGGUAAGUAGUAAACAUGUUUAGCACUUAUCUUUCUUCUGUUUAGACCUUCAGACCCUUUAGCUGAUGCUGAUAAAGAGAAGAAGACAGUUGUAUUGAUGUGCUGUACAGGUGGAAUUCGCUGAAACUAGAUUGAUCACAAUGUUCUUGGCAUUGCCCUGUGUGCGUAUUUUUUAUUUUUUGUUGUUUCUGCUUAGUGAUGAUCCUAGAUAGUGUUUACAUAUUCUUUUGAUUAAAACAAUUGUUGAAUUGCAGUGCUUAAUACUUUCCCUUCGACAGACGUUUCAAAAUAUUGUAUACUCUAAAGGGAGGCGUAUCUAAUUAUCUCGAGAAUGAAGGUCCUGUUGGAUGGGUCAGGAAUCUAUUUGUUUUUGAUGCUCGUCUCUCUCUACCACGUUCUACAUACAAGCCAGAAGUCAGUGCUGAGGAAAGUGGAAAGCAACUGGUGUCUUUUCAUUUGCUAAAUGUUACAAGUAUCUGAGUUGAGGCACUGCAAAUCUUCAAGGGAACCUGCUCUUCCUGUAAGUUUGGUUUGCAAAUUUGGUUUGUUUUUGUCUCGGCUAUAUCUUCUAUGGAAAUUCCUCAGAAAUUGCUCAAAGUGGAACACUUUGGUAGAUCAGCUUGAACAUUACUACUUAGAUUAUUUGCCCUGAAAAACUAUGGCCAAUGAGAACUCUCUCCAAUACUACUUGAUCUGAUGCUGAUCUUGACCGUUGCAUGAUGAAAGUCGAAUGACAUACAAUCUGAUGCAUUUCAUGGUUCAUUUAGAGGGAACAAGUUGUGAGUAGCUCCCAGUAAACAAUGCCUGGCCCGUGCUACCCAGAAUCGAGAUCUUGAGCUGCGGAGCAGCUGAAUAAUGUACAGUAAAGGAAAGGGAAGUUAAAUUCUGUUUGCAGUGAUCUCAUCAUCCUCUGAUCAGAACAAGAAUGCCAUUUGUUGCUGUACAGCUUCUGUCUUCUGGAAUUCAUCGGAGUCUGAAAAGGAUUCAGAAGGAUUAAAUCUUGAGAGUUUCUGAGGUUUUACUAAAAAUUGAAUACUAGGAAUCUUGAGAAUCCGUCGCAUAGAAUUUGUUUGAUGAAAUUGGUGAUUUGUUUAAUCUGUGUGGUUUCGAUAGGCUAUUAUAUAGAGUUGGAAUUUCACAAACAAAAUCAUGUAGAGCGAUCAUUGUGUUAUUUGUUAUAUUCAGUUACAAUUAACAUGUGACAAAACAUCAAAUUGACAUACAAACAUGAAUUUAUGUUUGGCCAAAUUUACUUCAA
Messenger RNA from Salvia miltiorrhiza (redroot sage), 4092 nucleotides. Its product is annotated as pentatricopeptide repeat-containing protein At1g62260, mitochondrial. The record is from RefSeq and is a predicted model, not a curated record. The coding region runs from base 130 to 2067 and encodes 645 amino acids. Gene Ontology annotation, biological process: RNA modification. The transcript has 2 exons. NCBI's taxonomy places the organism in Eukaryota, Viridiplantae, Streptophyta, Magnoliopsida, Lamiales, Lamiaceae. Gene Ontology annotation, molecular function: protein binding; RNA binding.